AUGGGUGUCCCUAUUUGGAGACCAUCGGUUCCAGAGCCUGCAGAUUUAUCUCAACGUGCCCCAAAGCGUUACCGACUUUCUGAUACGACUAGUCAUUUUGUUAAUCCGCGAUCUCGUUCUCGAAUUAGACCUAGACGAACAUAUGAUCCUAGUGCGUUUUUAGACGCUUCUUCUUUUUUUAAUGAGACCAAUUCUCCAGUAUCUCUUUAUCCUGAAGGUAAUAAUGGUUCUUCUUUUAGAGGGUCUCUUUUUCAACGCAGACGAUCACUCUCACUAAAUUCUACUCAGAAUACAAAUAACCCAGACAACCAAGAAUUAUCUAAUUUGCGAGAACCACCUCAAAAUUUAUUUGAAGACACCUUAUCUUUACAAGAAAAUAAUACAAGUACCUCUAAUUUAGCUACUUCAAAUCGCCAUAGAAGUUUACUUAGACGCAGAAACACUAUCUAUUAUUCACAAAGAUUACGCAACAGAGACUUAGCAAGAGCUCAAGCCUUAGAUCAAGAAGAUGAUUCUAUAAAUUUUGCAACUAGCAAUGUAACCUCAGGGGCUUUCAAUCCCUUUUCAGAUGAACUUGAAUUUCAGCCGCAUAAUUUUAUGGAAGGUCCUCGCAGAGAUAUAUUCCCAAGCUCCAUACUUAUUCAUGAUCUAAGCAAUAAUAACCAACCUGAAAACAUUGGAAUGGGAGUUUCUCAGGAUGAAAUUAGUGUUAACAGCAGUGAUAGCGAAGUUAACAACGACAACGAUAAUGAUAAUGACAAUGACAAUGACAAUGACAACGACAACGACAAUGAUAAUGAUAAUAAUUCAUCUCCCCCAACUUCAGAAGAUCUCUUCAGAUCUUUUAACUUGAUUAGAAGGGUUUUGAAUUAUUCUGACCGGAAUUUAAAUGAACAACCAAAUGAAAGACAGAGUGAGAACUUAUCAGAUAUUGAAAGGCGAAGGAAUGGGGCAAGAAGGUUAUUGGAAUAUUUUCGUGAUCAUGGAUACUUGUCAAAUCGUAAUUCUUUUACCAGCGAUGUGACUGAUAACAAUGAUUUAGCUGAUGGAACUUCAACACAACUUCCAGUUACUGCUGAUAAUAUACGCGCACAUAUGGAUGAAGUCACUGGUUAUAGAAGGUUGAUUUCUUCAGUACAAGCUAAUUCAAGAUUACGUCUUUUUGGAAGAGAUCAAAAUAAUAGGACUUCAGCUCCUGAUUCUAAUAUCGACAACGUUACUCAUCUCAGUGAAGCAGCAGCUAGACUAAGACGCACUCGCACACGCCGAAGUUCAGAUUUGGCAAAUCAAAUUUUUCGAGAAAACCAACCUUCUCAAGAAAAUGAUCUUACUCAAGAGAAUGGUUCCACUUUGAAUCAAACUGAAAAUAUUUCUGAAGGAUCUUCUAUGAGAACUUUGAUCCUUAGACCAUUUAACCCUAACAGUAUUUUUAUAUUUUCAAGAAUAGAACAACCUCAAUUUUCAAACAAUGACAAUUCAAUAAAUUCACUCAUCCCCCGAUUAAUCAAUGAUCUUAUUCAUGCUCAGGAAUAUCUUCCACACGAUCCAUCAUGCACUUCCAUCAAUAAUUGUGAUAGCACACAGGCUGGCCCUGAAUCAUUAUCGAUCUUUGAUGACCCUGAUUUAUCUUCAAAUACCGUUACUUUGACUUCUUCAUCAACGAUCCCCUCAUCAGUUCCUGACUCUCCAAGAUCUACCACUUCAAAUGUUUCGUCAAUUUCAGUAUCGUCUUCUGCAUCAUCUCUUUUUUCAAAUGGAUCUUUGUCAUCCAUGAGACCAUUUAUUUCACUGCCUCCUUCUACUCGUAGAGUACAAUUUUUAGAGCCUGAAUAUGGAAGAGCUAGACGCAGAAGAAUACGACUUGAGCUUGAAAGUGAUUUUCCAGAUCUUAGAACUGCUAGGUCUCCGGGGAACAGUGUUUCAAUUGAAAACAUAACUGAUCCUUCUUUGGUUACAAACCAACGAAUUACAAGAUAUGUUGAACAAACUCGCCAACAACUUCAGACCCCUGAAUUCGCGGAACCCAAUACCAAUCAGCCACAAGACUUACAACCUGAAAACGUGGAUUGA
This is a messenger RNA of Magnusiomyces paraingens, 2070 nucleotides long. RefSeq lists its product as uncharacterized. The record is from RefSeq and is a predicted model, not a curated record. NCBI's taxonomy places the organism in Eukaryota, Fungi, Ascomycota, Dipodascomycetes, Dipodascales, Dipodascaceae. Bases 1 to 2070 code for a protein of 689 amino acids. The transcript has a single exon.